Molecule: messenger RNA, 5128 nt
Organism: Scleropages formosus (Asian bonytongue)
Lineage: Eukaryota; Metazoa; Chordata; Actinopteri; Osteoglossiformes; Osteoglossidae
Product: scm-like with four MBT domains protein 1
Exons: 22
Coding region: 353-2968 (871 amino acids)
Biological process (GO): negative regulation of DNA-templated transcription
Cellular component (GO): nucleus
Molecular function (GO): histone binding; chromatin binding; transcription corepressor activity
Source: RefSeq, a predicted model, not a curated record
UGCGCAGAGGCGCCUGUGCCAUAUUGGAAUUAGGUUAUGAGCGACGAGCCGAGCGGAGCUGAGGCAUCUAAAAUCAACUUUAUUCAACUCAUAUCGGAUGCGGGUUGGGCGGGAGUCACAGCGAUCGCCGUGCCCUCCCUCCUCGUCGCGCGCAGCUCCUCGUGCUCUCGGCACGAGGUAAACAACAAGUGCGAGGCGGCGGGCUGCCGCCAGAGUAACGGUCGCUGACUAAUGGGCGCCCGGCAGAGCUGACCUUCCGAGGAGCGGAUCGAUCGGCAGACCGAGAAUGCAAAUGGUGGUUGUUUAACAUAUUGUGGGAACCAUUGUGAAGUAUCCAACAAGUGGUAUCACCAUGGAUCAUAAUCCGUUGGAGUCAGAUGAGGCUUCUGCGCAUGAUGACUCCGACUUCAGCUGGGAGGACUAUCUGGAAGAAAAUGGGGCAUCAGCCGUGCCCCACCAUGCCUUCAAGCAUGUGGACCAGAGUCUACAAACUGGCCUCUCCCCAGGAAUGAAGCUGGAAGUGCCUCUGCGGGAUCAGCCAGAUACCUACUGGGUUGCCACCAUCAUCACCACUUGUGGCCAGCUGCUGCUUCUGCGCUAUGAGGGCUUCCAGGAUGAUCGCCGCGCAGACUUCUGGUGUGACAUAAUGACAGCUGACCUUCAUCCCAUAGGCUGGAGCCGGCAGCAAGGGAGGACAAUGAAACCACCAGAAGGUGUCCGCGAGAAGCAUGAGGACUGGGAGGCUCUCCUAGAGAAAACCCUUUUUGAGUCUUGCAGUGUACCUGGAAAUCUGCUCAAGGGGCCUCACCGAGGGAAGAACCCCCUGGAUCUGCUGGCUCCAGGAACCAGUGUGGAGCUGCAAGACCGAGGGGAUGCGAGAGCUGCCUGGGUGGCAGUGAUCGAGGAGAAUGUAGGGGGGCGGCUACAUCUUCGCUACACUGGCACCGAGGGACUAGCUCUGGCACAGUGCAGUCUGUGGCUCUUUUACCUCCAUCCACUAGUUCAUCCUUUGGGCUGGGCGAAGGAGCAUGGUUGCACGCUCCUUCCCCCUGCUGCGAUCCAUGCCUUGCGCUCCCAGACAGAGUGGGAUGAGGUCCGGCAAAGAAUCAACUCCCAGAUGCUUGAUGGAACAGUGGCUGCAGAUUUCAAGUUCAAGGACAAAAUGGCCACUUCGUCCCACUGUUUCACGGAAGGGAUGAAGCUUGAAGCUGUGGAUCCAGCAUCCCCUUUCAGCAUUAGUCCUGCCACUGUCAUUAAGGUCUUCAAUGAGAUGGAGUUUCUGGUGGAGUUUGAUGACUUGAGGGGGGGUAGGGGGUGUGGUUCCUCCUUCCUGUGUAACCGAGACAGCCUGGGCAUCCUGCCUGUACAGUGGAGCCUCAAGAAUGGGGUACAGCUCAGCCCUCCUCCUGGAUACCAAGGACAGGACUUUGACUGGGCUAACUACCUGAAACAGUGCGGGGCAGAUGCAGCACCUCAGCACUGCUUUCCAGAGGUGAACACAGACCACAGCUUCAAGGAGUCUAUGAAGCUGGAAGCAGUAAACCCAUUGUCCCCUGCAGACAUCCACGUGGCAACUGUCACCAAGGUCAGAGGCCAAUACAUCUGGCUACGCCUGGAAGGGCUCAAGCAAAUUGUCCCAGAGCUGAUUCUCCAUGUUGACUCCAUGGAAAUCUUCCCAGUCAGCUGGUGUGAGACUAAUGGUUACCCUCUUCAGCAUAAUCACAAACCCAAAGUCUCACAGCAAAGAAAGGUUGCCGUUGUUCAGCCAGAGAAACAGAAAGACCUGCCUAAAGCUACGCCUCAAAAUACAUUGAAGCAGCAAGUUAACAGCCAGUUGGAAAAUGUCAGGGCAGUUGGCUUUUUUGUGCCAGCAGGACAGUGCAAUGGAAAGUACUCUUGCCCAAAGAUCUACUUCAACCACCGCUGCUUCUCCGGGCCCUACUUGAACAAGGGCCGCAUUGCCGAACUACCACAGUGCGUGGGGCCAGGGAGCUGUGUUUUGGUACUAAAAGAGGUUCUCACACUCCUGAUCAAUGCAGCCUACAAGCCCAGCCGUGUCCUGAGGGAACUGCAGGUGGAUGAGGAAGCACGCUGGCAAGACCAUAAAGAGACCCUCAAGGCCAAGUACAAGGGCAAAAGCUACCGGGCAACAGUGGGGGUUGCACGCACAGCCGACCAGGUGGCCGAGUUCUGCAGGAGGACCUGCGUCAAACUGGAAUGCUGCCCCAACCUUUUUGGUCCACGUAUGGUCCUAGAGCGCUGCUCUGAGAAUUGUGCCGUGCUCACCAAGACCAAAUAUACUCAUUAUUAUGGUAAGAAAAAGAGCAAGAGAGUGGGACGCCCUCCAGGAGGUCACACUAAUCUGGAAGGUAGAAUGAAGAGACCAGGAAGGAGGAGGAGGAAGAAGAGGAAGCACUUCUUUGUCCACAAGAAGAAACGAUCAUCCAAUUCACUGGAUAGUACACCUGCGGGUUCCCCACAGGGGAGUGGUGAGGAAGAAGACCUGGAUGAGAAUUCCCUGAGUGAGGAUUCUAGCUCUGAACUGCAUGACGAGCUCAUUGAGGAUUCCGAGAUCUCAGAGCAGAAGGCUGAGUCAUCUUCUCCCUCUGUUACUGAGAGUCUUGCCUCUUCCCAUUGUCAUCGCAAGGCCCACUCCCUGUCCUACUCUGACGAUGAGAACUGUCCCCCUUUGCCAAAGGGCCCCCGACUGGAGGCAUCACACAAGCUCUGCUUGGAGAGCAGUCCUCUGGAGUGGAGCGUGGCGGAUGUGGUGCGCUUCAUCCGGGGCACUGACUGUGCCCCCCUGGCACGCAUCUUCCUGGACCAGGAGAUUGACGGCCAGGCUCUGCUGCUGCUGACGCUGCCCACUGUACAGGAGUGUUUGGAGCUGAAGUUAGGUCCAGCUGUAAAGUUGUGCAGCCACAUUGAGAGGGUGAAACUGGCCUUCUUUCAGCAGUUUGCAGGCUGAGGAAGCCACAAAACAGGGUGGUGCCUAAUGUUUUAGCAUGGACCUGCCACCUUGCCACCAACCUCACUGUACACCACAUUCACCGAAUUGUGCCAUUUGUAUUUUGCAUUCAUCUGAGAGGCAAGACUGCUCACGGGUGGUUGGUGGCCUGUUAGUAGAAGUGUUUCUAUUGCAUGAGCAUACAGAUUUUUGCACCAGUGCUCCAGGGAUAAACUAGUCAGAUGCAAUAAACCAAGCACAAAAAGACUCAAAUUGAGGAGGACAUUGCUACAUGUAUCAUUUUAUUGUAUGCUGUGUACUUAUCAUUGUCUGUCUUUUGAUUGAUUGGUUGAUUGAUUGAUUAAGAAAUGUUCAGUUCAGUGAUUAUUUAAGCUGCAUAGAAGAGGUUUAGGUUUAAUUGGAGCCGUGACUAUGCAGGCAGUCCAGUGGCUCAGCAGGUAAGAAAUUUUAACUCUGACCAGGUUGGAGAUUCAAGUCAGUAACAGGAUUUUGUAGUUAUUUCCGUACAGAAAUGAUUCAACUCGAAUUGCUGAAGUAUCAAUAAUGUCUGUAGAAAUGGGUGAAGCUAAUGGAUGAGUUGCUUUCCAUUAAAGUGUCUCAGCAAAUUUUUCAUUAAUAUAUUUCUCCAAGUAGCUUGUAGUUGUAGUGCUUUCAGUCCAUUAUCCUGAGAAUUGUCAAAUUUGUAAUAAUGCUGUUUGUUCCCUCAAAGUCAUACUAAGAGCAAAUAAAGUGUUUAUAUCCUCAUUGUUACUGUACUUUAUACCCACUUGUGGAAAGAAACAAUGUUGAGAUGCUGUUUGAUAAAUAUAUAAGGGUAAUGCUAAUUUCUAAAACGUGCCACAAGACUUGAACUUUGGUGAGACUUAUGUAGGCACAUUAGGUAACAGGGUAUGUUGAACAGGCUAUACGUCUUAUUUAUUCUGUGCACAUUUGAUCAUAAUACGUUGUUAAUGCCAAUAUCACAUUUGAUUAAGCAUUAAAUUACUUUUUGCUGUUACAGUAAUAUUUUCUAAGUGCUCAUCUCAUCAAGUCUGGUGUUUGUAGGUUCAUUUAUUAAUUUUUUUGCUUCUGAAUCUGGUUAAUUACAGGUUAACCAGGCUUGUGGACAGAGAAGCAGCCUUGUCAACCUCUCUGUUUAUAAAUGCAAGGGCUUACAGGAAGUUAAAGGGAAGAUUUUCCCUUAAUUACAUUUUUUUUUUCUGCAGUUAACUGGGAAAGUGUCUACCUCAGAACCUUUGUCAUAUCCAUUGACAGGAUCUACUUUAAUAAGAUUAAGUUACCUCUGCUCACCAGAAAAACCCCUUUCCAAGUCUGAUAAUGAAUUUGGCUCAGUAUUAAGCAGUACUUUUGUUACUUGUGCUGAAAUAAAAUCCUGAUAGAAAACUCCAUGGCUGACCAUUAAAGAGUGACACUUUAGCUCUAACUAGUGUAUUGAUUGCUGCUGGUCGAAUUUGUUUACUUUUAAAUAAAUUCAGUUAGUUUCUUCAAGUAUUGUGAAAAAGUAGUUACUAGACAUAUUAUGAAUUGUUCUGCCUGUUUUACUCUUUAUUCUGAUUCCCCCCCCCCCAUUCAGUUGUCCUGUGCAUAUUUGCAAUGGCUUCUGACACUGAAUUAGGUUUCUGUGGAGUUAGGAUAAUGUAAAAAAAAAAAAAAAAAAUUGGGACGAAAAAUAGAUAUUAUAAUGUAUCAACUUGUGUCACGGUUAUAAAGAUCCGGUGAUAUGGUGAGCUUCCAUUUAAUUGUUUUAUUGAAUUAAUGCAUAGGUCUGGGUGCCUGAUCUUUGCAAGUUAUAGGUUAUAGUUGUUUUCCUCGGAUUCUAGGUACCCGGUUGUCAAGUCACCAAAUACCUAAAAAUUUUUCUAAUGCAUCAGGCCACACUAAAUUUUCAAAAACGGUUAGAGAUGAGUUACUACAAAGAACUUCAAGUCAAUAUUUUGAGUAAUUCAAGCUGUGAUUUUAGAGAAGGACUGUAUAGUAUUCAAAAAGACGGGCAGAAAUCCAGCCUUCCAUGUAAAAGUUUCCCCCAUAGCCCUCCCUGCUGGUUAGAGUGGGGGGGUAUCAUACCCUGGUAUUGGGAGCAAUUAUGGGAGUCUUAACCACCAUGUUGUAAUAUGGAUGAUUCUAGUGGCUUGUAAACUGUUUUUCUGUUCUUUUCUUUAG